CUUAUUAUUUGGAAUUUUCCAAUCGACUGAUUACCGCUGCUCGUCUAAUAUAGUGGCAUAGUGUCCUAAUAUGGUUUAGUGCCGUGGAAUGAGCCAGAAUAUUUCGCGAAGCUAAACGUUCCUUUCGCGAAUUAAAACGUUCCUAUCGCGAAGCAAAACGUUCAUUUCGCGAGGCAUAACGUUCUUGUCACUAAGUAAACUUUGUAAAGCUAAGAUCUUAUUCGCAAAUUCAAUCUACUCUCGCGACUGAACCCUCUCCCCACGAAAUCGCAUAAAUGAAGAUGACGCCGCAGCAGUACUGCUUGCGAUGGAAGCACCACCAUUCGAAUGUGCAAAACAUGUUUGCUCAACUUUUGGAAAAAGAACGAUUUUGUGAUGUCACCCUUUACUGCUCACCGAGCUUUGCGACGCAAGUGUCAAACAAGGACACCGUUGAACCGCAAAAUAUCAAAGGGGUGUCCCUCAGGGCGCAUAGGGUGGUGCUGGCAGCUUGUUCAGAGCUCUUGGGAUCUCUGCUAGGCGCUCAUGAGGCACAAGGAGAGCCGGUGUUGGUCAUCGACGGCGCCGAGCCAAAACAUUUGAAAGCGCUUUUGGAUUACAUGUACACCGGGGAAAUGAACGUACAUCAUUCGCAGUUAGCCAGCCUGCUGAAGACCGCCGAGGAGCUUCGCAUCAAAGGCCUCACGGAUAUACGGUGGAACAACAAAGACGAACCGCCUGACAGUCAUUCCGGCGCAGUAACGACGACGACGACUCUAGAAAAUCGGCAACAAUCAACAUCUCCCGAACGUCAACCAUGUUCCAAAGACGCAAAAGUGAUAGAUCCCAAAAGCUCUCCUGAGCCCAAAAAGACUCCGGAGCCCAAAAAGACUCCAGAGCCCAAAAAGUCUCCAGAGCCAAAGUACACGGAGCCCAUAAACCCCAACGAGCAUCUCAGUUCUGAACUAAGAGCGUACAUGAAGAGAGAACAAGAUGAUAAAGACGAAUUUCCCGUUAAAGAGAAAUUUAAUCUAAACGGAGGUCCGCCGCCGUUAAUAAAGCUGCCUACGAAGGAGAAAACCAGUCUUAUCAAGAGAGAGAAUUCCGAUACGGACAGCCCAAGUCCGAAACGUCAACGCAUUGCCAGCGGAGCUGAGAACACCGACGACGAAUCUAUCUGUCAUACUAAAUCGGAAAGUAAUCAAGAAUGGCAACACGGGAAUUUGGAUAUAACUGCAGAGCGAGUAGUCGGUUGGGGAAUGGGUGAAUCUGAAAGCGGCGAUUGGUCGCGAGACGGAUCGGACGAGGAUUGGGCAGACGCGCCCACGGACAUUGGAUCCUUCCUGCACACGAAGUUGAGGGUGGAUGGCGAUAAUAGUGCCGACGAAGAAUCCAACGACGGAUCGACGACAACGGUGCCCCCUCCAAUAGUAACUUCGACUUCCAGUCGUGACGCGUCACUUCCGAGCUCGACGUCCACCUCGGCGUCGGCCAUUUCCCCCGCGGACAUCAAAGUGGAUUUGUUUCACGCGCCUAUUAUUAACAAACCAACAGCAGGGCCGAAGUCAGGCCCGACGGACCCGCGAUUCACGGACGUCGUGAAACUGAAUGACUACCUCCAGCAUGGCAGGAGACCGCAGUUCUGGGAGGAGAACUACGUUAAACGGGUAAUGGAAGCAGUACGUCUAAAAGAACUAGAAAUGAAGCAAGCGGCUGAGAUUCUAGGCGUGAGCUACGGAACCCUCUACGGGCGUUACAGAGAUGUCUACGGGUGCAUCAAUCGCCCUUAUAGAAACCCUGGUAAAUUUCUUUUUGAUAGAACCGCGAGGGAGUUCUGGAGCCCGAAAGGUCCGUCGGAUGUCCUGGAGCGGCUACAGCGGGGUGAGAUAACACUGGACUCGGCCUCUGCUGCGUUAGGUGUGACACCUUCCAAUUUAGCAGCUUAUGUUGCUGACGCUGGACCUGCUGAGAAAGAGUUCGAGCCUAUACCCAUAGAGAUCGACCCGUCCCUGAAGAUGAAGCCUCGCCAAUCCACAUUCUCUGCCUCCAACAACUCAAAGACCCCACGAUAUAAAGGCACUACCGUCAGUGGCAGCACCGGUACCACAGAUAAGUCCACGCGUAAAAUAGUGAUUGGAAGUUUAGAAGACGAGGACCCCAUCCCGGCCACAGUUAUCACCACCAACGAGGGGAAGAGCGCGUUUAGCGGCGCCUCCACCACUACCACCGCUGAAUGUGUGAGAAAAUUGCGUACGGAUUUUGGAAGAAGAGAAGCACCGUCAGCUCCGUAUGUUCGUUAUCUUGUGAAAAAAGUGAAAGAAACUGGCAUCCUCAUCGAUAAACCAAUGCGUGAAAAGCCCAAAACAGUGCGUACACCCGAGAAUAUUGCUGCUGUUGCAGAAAGUGUGCGUGAAGCGCCAUCAACAUCAAUUCACCGUCGUUCUCAACAAUUGAACAUUUCGGAGACAUCAUUGAGACGAAUUUUGCAUAAAGACCUUGGUAUGACGCCAUACAAAGUCCAAUUGGUUCAGGAGUUGAAGCCAACUGACCAUCCAAUGCGUUUUCGCUUCGCUACGUGGGCCUGCGAUCGACUUACAGAAGAUGCCGAUUUUGCAAAAAAAAUCAUCUUUUCAGAUGAAGCUCAUUUUGAUCUUGGCGGGUAUGUAAACAAGCAAAAUUGUCGCAUUUGGGGCACAGAAAACCCGCACGCAUACAUUGAAAAGCCGACGCACCCAAAACGAGUCACUGUUUGGUGCGGAUUUUGGUCCAGAGGCAUAAUUGGGCCAUUUUUCUUCGAAAAUGAGCAAGGAGUGGCCGUAACAGUCAAUGGCGAUCGUUAUCGGGCCAUGUUGAACGAAUUUUUGUUCACAAAAAUUGAAAAGGAGGAUAUUGGCAACAUUUGGUUUCAACAGGACGGCGCUACGUGCCACACAGCCGAAGCUACACUCAAUGUUUUGCGCCCUGUUUUUGAAGAUCGCAUUAUCAGCCGCAGAGCUGAUGUCGUUUGGCCACCUCGGAGCUGCGAUUUGACACCGUUGGACUAUUAUUUGUGGGGUGCCGUCAAAGAUAAGUGUUACGCCGACAAGCCAGAGACAAUUGACGCUUUAAAGGACAAUAUUCGUGAAGCCAUUGGUGAAAUACAGCUGCACACAAUCGAUAAUGUGCUUAAAAAUUGGACCGAUCGUGUAGGCUACUGCAUGGCCAGCCGAGGCAGCCAUUUGAAUGAAAUUAUUUUUCAUUAUUAA
Hyposmocoma kahamanoa is the source of this 3224-nucleotide messenger RNA. RefSeq lists its product as uncharacterized. Gene Ontology annotation, molecular function: protein binding; nucleic acid binding. Lineage: Eukaryota; Metazoa; Arthropoda; Insecta; Lepidoptera; Cosmopterigidae. The record is from RefSeq and is a predicted model, not a curated record. The transcript has 18 exons. Bases 276 to 3224 code for a protein of 982 amino acids.